AUGUGCACUGUGGGCAAGCGCCAGUCACGUGGACUCAAGAUGGCGGCCGCUGGAGCAGUGGAGGAAAUGCGGAGUCGUGUGGUGUUAGGGGAGUUCGGGGUCCGAAACGUCCAUACCACGGACUUCCCGGGAAAUUACUGCGGCCACGACGAUGCCUGGGACCAGAGUCGCUUCGAGAAGGAAUUCCGUGUGGAUGUGGUGCACAUGGAUGAAAACUUGCUGGAAUUUGACAUGGUUGGAAUUGAUGCUGCCAUUGCUAACGCUUUUCGGAGGAUCUUGUUAGCUGAGGUUCCAACCAUGGCUGUGGAAAAAGUCUUUGUGUACAACAAUACAUCCAUAGUGCAGGAUGAGAUACUGGCUCAUCGUUUGGGUCUCAUUCCUAUUCGAGCGGAUCCCCGGCUUUUUGAAUAUCGGAACCAAGGUGAUGAAGAUGGUACCGAGAUAGACACAUUGCAGUUUCAGCUGAAGGUCAAGUGUACUCGUAAUCCUCAAGCUGCCAAAGACUCCUCUGAUCCCAAUGAACUUUAUCUUAAUCAUAAAGUAUAUACCAAACACAUGACAUGGAUACCCCUGGGAAACCAAGCAGAUGUUUUCCCGGAAGGCACCAUUCGUCCUGUGCAUGAUGACAUCCUCAUUGCUCAGCUACGUCCUGGCCAGGAACUUGAUCUACUGAUGCAUUGUGUCAAAGGCAUUGGCAAAGACCAUGCUAAGUUUUCUCCUGUGGCCACUGCCAGUUAUAGAUUGUUGCCAGAUAUUACUCUGUUACAGCCAAUAGAAGGGGAAGCAGCUGAGGAACUGAGUCGAUGCUUUUCACCUGGUGUCAUUCAGGUGCAAGAUGUUAAAGGAAAAAAAGUAGCCACAGUUGCCAACCCCCGACUGGAUACCUUCAGUAGAGAAAUCUUUCGGCAUGAGAACCUUAAGAAACUGGUGAGGCUGGCCCGAGUACGGGAUCACUACAUAUUCUCAGUGGAGUCAACAGGUGUCUUGCCACCUGAGGUCCUUGUGAGUGAAGCCAUUAAAGUCCUAAUGGGAAAAUGUCGGCGCUUCAUGGAUGAAUUGGAUUCAGUUCAGAUGGACUAAUUAAAUGUCUUGUAGAGACUUAUUGGGAGAGAAAACACAUGGAUGCCCUACUCUGUCAAAAUAAAUUCUGGGAAUUGUCCUGUAAUUCCUGAUCAGACUCGGUAGGGGUGGGGAGUGUCUCAUUGCCAUUGCUGACAGUCUUCCCCAGACAUUCAUGAGCAUUUCUGAUUGUUCUUUUGAAGUGUCAGCUGUGCAAUGAAAAGAUCUGGCAUA
This is a messenger RNA of Gracilinanus agilis (Agile Gracile Mouse Opossum), 1293 nucleotides long. RefSeq names its product RNA polymerase I and III subunit C (gene POLR1C). The transcript has 9 exons. Gene Ontology annotation, molecular function: DNA binding; protein dimerization activity. The record is from RefSeq and is a predicted model, not a curated record. Bases 1 to 1080 code for a protein of 359 amino acids. Gene Ontology annotation, cellular component: RNA polymerase I complex; RNA polymerase III complex. NCBI's taxonomy places the organism in Eukaryota, Metazoa, Chordata, Mammalia, Didelphimorphia, Didelphidae. Gene Ontology annotation, biological process: DNA-templated transcription.